Messenger RNA from Phytomonas sp. Hart1, 1671 nucleotides. NCBI's taxonomy places the organism in Eukaryota, Euglenozoa, Kinetoplastea, Trypanosomatida, Trypanosomatidae. The record is from the annotation of a GenBank genome assembly.
AUGAGACCCCGUUUGGAAAUUUCAGCAUUUUCGAGUGCUCAAGAAAAUAUACAUGCCCUAGAAGAAUGGCGCAAAAUUAAUGAUCGUCACACUAGUAACCUCAAGGCAUUUUGCCACCGUAGAAAUGUGCUCAAAAAAAAGGCUAAGGAUCACACUAAUCAGUUGUUAUGGAUUGCUGAUCGUGAUGCACUUGCUAAAGAGCAAGAAGUGUGUGAAAUGGAGCUUAGAGAAUCCCUUAAGAAAAUUGACAUCUUGGAUGAUGACAAUUCUAGUGUGCGUGCAAAAUGGUCCCUUCAAGAAAAAAUUACGCAACAGCUCCAAGCAGUACAAAAUGAGCUUCAGGUGUUAAAGAAGGCUAAUCCUUUUAGUGAUUAUGUAGAGCCAUUGAAAUCGAAGAUUUUAGAGUUGAAAGUUUUCAUAAAAGAUGAACUAAAGCGAACUGAAGCUGAUAUUGUGACACAAGGAGAAGAGCCUUCGUCUAAAAUUGAUGUAAAUGAUAUUUUAAUCCAAACCAGAUCGCGCAUAGAGCAGCUGCAGGAGAAAUUCCUUGAAUCUAAAAAGAUACAUGAUGCCUUUUCCGAAGCAUUGCAACAUGAGCAAGAGCGACUACUAACCUAUCUUGCAGAGAACAGAAGCACUUCAUCACCUGUUUCGUCAGCUAAAGUUCUGAAUACAAUUACCCUACUUUUAAAACUUGCUGAAAGGGGACGUCAGGCCGACGCAUCUUUACCCCUGCAAAAGCAGUUAAGGGACCGCGUAUCGAUCACCUUUCCGGAACUUUCGAAAAGCGAAAUAAAUGUCGCCAUAGAAGAGUCAUUGCAACAGAGGAAACAUCAGCAAUUAAUAAGGGCCUUUGUCAUGGAUCACAGAAGGGCCACGGAAAAAUUAUUCAACACCUAUGAAACGGCCCUUGAAAUCGAUAAAGGGAGACAGGAGUUUGAGGCUUGCAUGAAGGCUGAAAAGGAUAUUAGCUUAAAACGUCUCGAAUAUCAACACCUGCAUCUCGCGCAACAGAGAGAGGAAUAUGAGGAACGAUGCAAAGAGAGUGAACUAAGAGAGAGGGAACUGUGUGCUCUAAAAGAGAAGCAAGACUACGCCUUGAAGGUAAAACGUAUGGAAGAGUUUCAGAAGCGUCUUCAGCAGCUUGUUGAAUAUGAGAAGAUAAGGUGCGAAAUAAAGGAGAGAGAAAGUCAAUUGCAGAUGCUUCUCCUAAAAGAAGAAGAGGAAAAAAAAGCUGAGCGAAUGGAACAAAAUAGCAAGCGUGUAGUGUUUCGUCAGCGUAAAUACGCUGAGAAGAUUGAGCACAGACAAUCUAUUGAAAAGGAACUUAUUGAUCUGAAACAACAAAAGGAAAAAACAAUCCAAAGUUUUUUCGAUUCUGUAGAGCGUAGGAUUGGUGUACAAUCUGAUCCCAAGCGACUUAGAAAAGCUACCGAGUCCAGUGCUCAGUCACAUUCAUACAUCCCAUUCGCAGCGUCUGUAAAAAACAAAAUUAUGGGAUACACAGAUGAUGAGAUUAUGCGCGAUCCACGUAUGAAGUUAUACUAUGCUUUAUUAGAGGCUGGUCUACAUAAAACCGCAUACGGAAGGGAAGUGGUAAGUCAUAACUUUAAAAUCCAACCCGCACAGCAGGCUAACGAGGCAAAUCCACUUUACAAAGGUAUUCCCUGA